AUUCAUGUUCUUUUCUGAACAAAGGUUAUACUUAAUAUUCACAACACAUGUGUGCGGACAACAAUGUACGAAACCGACACGAUUUACUAAAUUAAUUAACGAGAAAUUAUGAUUAGAUCAUUAUGAAAGGUAUAAUACUAGUCGGUAUCUAUCUGAUUAUCAGCACAAAUGUUGCCUUGUGUCAAGUUAUACCCGGCCUGUCACCAUCAAAACCAAACCGAAUGUUACAGGCAUGUAUGACCAGAACGGGACCAGUUGCUAGCAGUGAACCAGCUUACAACAAUCAACCAGCUAACUCUAUAAAUCAGUGGUGCCAAAUCUACCAGACCACUCUGCCAUGUGUAACAAAGUAUUUACCAUCUGCUAGUGCUUCCAAUCCCAACGACUGGUACCUAAGUCUAGUAUAUGACCAAGAAUACGCAAACAAAACCAGUAAUGGUGUUUGUUCUAGACUUAAAAAAUAUGGAAACAGAAUGGGAUGCCUGACAACAGACAUGAAUCAUGCAGAAAUGUGUGUCAGCUUGCUCACAUCACCAAUAGCAUCGCACAUACACAAGACGUUCCAGCUUAACUCUACAUCCAAUGUUGGAGAUGAAAAUUCACUCCGAGCUUGCUUAAUUCCAGUAACAGCUUCCAGAUGUUUUGAACCGUUUUUUAAAACGUGUCGAAGAGGAAUACGAAAACUUCUUUCAAAAUAUUUUAUGAUACUGAGUGGUAAAUGUCUACACAUUGCUAGAAAAUACCAAAAUGUUACAACCCCUAAACCGAACCAAAAAGGUGAAGCCACAUCUGCGAAACCAUCGGAAGAGGAGGAAGAUACAGAAGACACUUCACAUAAGACUUCAGGAAAAGACAGAACAGAAACAUCAGUUAAUUUACAACAACACAACACAAGAUUGCCAGCAACUGCUCAGUCUGACGACAAUGAUAAUACCAAGUUACGAUCCAAACAUAUACAUAGACAAACUCCGGAUUCAAUAUCUGAUAAAAUACUAUCAACUUCAACAAUAAAUCUAAAACAUAUAAAGUCUAUGUCGACAAGAAACAAGGCUGUACCACAAAUAAGACCUCCUUUCGAAAACGUAGUUAAAAUGAGAAUAAUAGAAAGAGUUAUUCAUUCAGAUGUCGAAACUGAACCAAAUCAAAAUUCAAAUCGUUUUAAUGUCGUUCCAGUUCAACAUGCAAUUCACGUACAUGAACCUUUUGUUGUAACUAAGCACAGAUUUGAAGGGCAUGGACAGACGACAAAACCUCCAAAGGAAAUAGUUAAUAAACAUCCUUCUACGGACGAAAAUACUGAUGUGUCAGAAGUCGACGAAGAUGAGCCUUCUACUAAUUCUAAUAAUCAGUUGGAAGAUAAUAAAACGUUCCAGGAAAUUGUUCAUACAACACAACGAACAUUAACACCUGACAUAGGAGAUGACAGUUCCUCUCAACAGAAACCUGGCAAGCAGUUGGAAACGACCACUGUUACAUUAGAAAAAGUGACUGAAGACAUUUACAUAGAAGAUAGUAAAAUUUUAUCGGCAAUGAAACCACUGUCCGAGAAAGAAAUAGAUCGUCCAGAUGAAGCAAAAGAAGUACAGAGUAUUCUGACAACUUUUGAUAACUUUACUGAAAGCAGCAGUUCAAGUGAAGAUGAUAGUGUGAUCGAUGAACCUGAAAGAAGUGAUAGUGAAGAUGACAGUGAGAUAAGUGAAAAUGACAGUGUAAUCAGUGAAAAUGACAGUGCGAUCAGUGAAUCUGAAAGAAGGACUAAAUUUCAGUCUAUUGUUUCUUCUACUCUCAAGAUGGAUUCAUCAAAUCAAGUAAAGAUAAGAACUACUACAGAGACAUUUAAAUCUCAAAAGGGUUCACAGAAAGGCGGAUCAGGAGGACCAACACUUGGAUAUAGUUUUAUUGUUUUAGUUACACUGACGAUUAUAUCUGUUUCAAUCAAAACACUGUAACUUGAUUGUUUUUCUUUUUGUAUUUUUUUUUAAACAAAUUGUUCUUUGUAAUUACAUGUUUACCGCCUCGUCA
Molecule: messenger RNA, 2022 nt
Organism: Mytilus trossulus (common blue mussel)
Lineage: Eukaryota; Metazoa; Mollusca; Bivalvia; Mytilida; Mytilidae
Exons: 5
Coding region: 123-1949 (608 amino acids)
Source: RefSeq, a predicted model, not a curated record